CUCUAUUUCCGGCUACGAAUGGAUGGGGAGGUCAUGGAUGGGUCUCUACACGAACGGGGGUGCUUGGAAAGCUACAAAUUUGACGUGACCACCUCACUGUACACACAACAGCAUUCUCGCGAAACAACAGAGGAUCUACCUGUGCAAGCCUCGCCUGAGCUGUAGACAGGACCUCACACGCACCCUCAAACGCACCCUCCAAUGGAUAUGCACGGCACACAUCUGUCUACACACAGAAGAGCUACGUGGGUCUCUCGUUUGAUGACCUUCAGUAAGUCAGCAAGCAAUAUCUUUGCAAGCCUCGCAUCAGUCAGUCAGCUGUACAGAGAGGCAGUGAUAUGUAUACCCACACAUCACAUGAACACCACCCACGGAUAUAUACAGGCUAGACCACAUUAAGCUAUACACACACGCACAAUGCAAGUCCCUGUACACACGUAUGUAUAGAUAGCUACACAGCUGUACCCACACAAUUUCUGACUCGACAGCUAGCUACGUCGGCGCCCCUCUGCCCAAUGAGGUCCUUGCCUUCUGCAGCCACAGCCUCAUCAGACGUCUGGACGGCGCUGACAAGGCAACAUCCACACCCUCAAAUGGCCGUGGAGUCUGCCACUCGUCCACAUCCCCCACCUGCGCACAUCAACACACCCCGCAGCUAACCGAUGUCCGUGCACACCGACCGACGGCUGCCCUUUUUCUCCCGCCCACCUGUGCCUCCUCCAUGUGUUCGCUCGAAGCCGCUGCCUCCUCUGCUGGUUUGCCCUCGCCCUCCUCUGCUUCCGACGCCUCCUCCCCUCCGCCCCGCGCGGUUGUUCUGGCGGCCUGCAGCCACGCCCGCAUGAUUGUCGCUGCGUGGGGGGGCACAGUGACGUCAGGGAAGGGGGCUGUGUCCUGGGCGGGCCGUGCCGAGGGCAGUGCGAGACGAAUGGGCGUAUACGGCUGACCCACCCCUCUCUCGAGAGGGAUGUUCUGAUGGAUGGAGAGAGAGAGAAAAGGAAGUGCUGAUCUCCAUGUUUAUGUCUCGGCCUUGUGCGUGUGGCUGUCACCCUGUUGCGGGAGUGGUACGUCUGGUAGCAUGUGGCGCAGAGCACGGCGGUGGGUGUGAAGGUCUUGUAGUAGUGCAGCCACAGUGUCUCGUUCCACAGUGGCGAGAGGUCGCGGGUUUGCCUGAACUGCGAUGCCAUGGCCAUGGCUGAGUAGAUGGGGUAGGUGUCGAUGGCUUGGGGGUUGCCGCAUAGCUCACACUGACGCUGAUUCGCCAAAGCCAGCGCUGAGUUGGGCUUCACCACACGCAACUGCAAAUGGCCAACCACACAUAUGAAGGCGUUCGUUCAAUGGCCGGCAAGCUUGUGAUGGUUUGGGAUAGGGUGGUACCUGUCUUUGCAGGUGUAGCAGGAAUUUGGCCCUCUGUCGCCACAUGCGUGUGAUGUCGGCGCACACCUGCGGGACGUGCAUGACGCGACCCGUCUCCUUCCGACGACGCAGCAACUCAGCCAUCUGCCACACCCACACAGGCAGCGGAGAUGAGCGUUAUUCGCUGCGGUUGGUGACGUGAUGUUUUUGUGCCUGCAUACCUGUUCAUCUGGCGGCACAUUGAAGCCGAACAAGGCCCCUUCGGCAGGAGCUGUCGUCACCGACCUGAAACACACACAGACACAGACAAGCUCAGCCCCUGCCUGCACUCAUCGAGCCCAUGGCUGCGUACUCGUCUUCUCUGGGCGAUAUGGCCAGUGAGGCCUGCGUGUCUCGUUGCUCCUCGGGCGACACAGCUCCCAAGGCCUGCAGCUGCCGAGGGUCGAGUGUGCCCAUGAGGGUGGCCAGGGCCUUGAGCAGAGGAGUGCGAUAGCGCUCCAUCGUCUGUCGGCUGCCCAGAACCACCUCACGGAAGUUCUGCUGGAGCCAUAUCGCACUGCACACAACACAAGGACAAGGAGCUAACAGCGUGCGAGCUUCUGAGGGCAUCUCGUCCGUGCGUGCAUGCUCCUUACUUUUCUUUGACGAAUUCUUGUUUGUAUCUGGCGAGUCCGUAUGGGUCACGGGCCUCCUCAGGCUCCACCCAACCCUCCAUGAUGCCGCCACCUGACAGACACGCACACACGAAGGCACGGUGGACAUGCUGUACGCUUCGUGUGUGCCGUCGUUUGAACCAACCAGGUGGCGCUCUGAGGAUGGGUUUGGCCUUGAUUUCCUUCCACUCCUCCAGCAGGCUCUUCUCCUCACCCUCCCGCACCCUCUUGGCCACAUCCACCGAGGGCACUUUCCACACGCGCAGGUAGUUGGCCGUCCACACGGAACACGUCUUGAUGAAGCCGCACACCAGCCACACGACAGGGAACACGACGGAGAAUGCCGGGUCGUCAAACAUGUUCCAGUUCUCCGAGAAGAGCACCUGCAUCCCCAGCAGCCACGUGAAGGUGCCAGCGGCCAGCAGCGAGACCAUAAAGUAGUACUGCUCGGAGAAGCACAGCAGGUCCAGCGACCGCACCGACGGCGGCACGCCCUCGUCCACCGACUUGCCCUCGCCCUUCCACCGGUCAGCACGCGUGUCGAAUCGGAAUUUGCAGUAUCGGAGGUAGUCCAUGAUGCGCCACCUGUGGAACAGCUCCAUGAUGUUGAGGCAGAGAAUGUCGAAGAGGAUGUGAAAGAAGAAGAUGAUAACGAAGAAGGUCAUGUAGUAGGGGGCAGUGGCGGGAGUGAUGUCGAACUGCAGCAGGAUGUCGGUCUCGUCGUAGAAGAACCAGCACAGCCCCAGCACCACCGGGAUCCACAACGCUGCCAGCAGAUCAGUCGAGUAGCUCGCCAUGCAACCUGAAUGGAAGACGACGACAGACAGGAUGCCCAUGAUGACUGCAUCGCCUGUCUUCUGGGUCACUUUACCGAUCAUGUCGCUUGGUAUCGGGUCGCGGACCGGGCGGCUGCAGCCAUGUAUGCAGUCACAGACACAGAUGCGCUUGAGCUCACACACGCCCCCCCUGUUUGUUCCCUUACUUUCUGGCCUCUUGUUUGAACUUCUCGUCCAAUGUGUCCAGGUCUUCAUCCUCGUACUCAGAUGCGCCCUCCUCCGGCACAAAACGCCUUCAGGUAUACAGACAACAAAUGACACCAGAAUUGGGGAUUACAUUUGCGAGUGAGCAGCUGCCGUUGUCUGUCUGUUGCCUUACUGUCUCUCCCACGGUUUGGCCCCCCUGGCCAGCCACUGUAGCAUUCGCCACGCCUUCCUGCCCCUGUGCUCGAUGGUGUACAGGAUGUACUCCUGGCUGGGACUCACGUAAAUGCGGUCAAACGUCUGAUAGGAGGCGCGAGGAGGAACACACCUCCAUCGUGACGUCGGUCGGUCCGUGGCUGAGGUGUGUCGAGUCGAUCUACCUGUAUGAGGAGUUGUAUGAGGAAGCACAUGAGGAAGGAGAAGAGGUCAGGGGCGGCCAGAAUCGCUAGAGUGUUGGUCUGACACACACAGGAGAAAGCAGCACUCGAAUGCAUCGAUCCGCCGGUCGGUGCGUUAUCAAGCCCACCAGAAUGGCGAUAACAUUAAUUGGCACCACGAGCAGCAUCUCCUUCAUGAACUGAUGCACCACCAAACUCAUCGCGACCUUCAGUAGAUACAACCCGACCUGCUCACACACAAACACACACGCACACACAAGGCGAUAAGGGCUGGCCACAUCUGUCAGGGUGUGGAUGACUCACUGACCAGCAUGUAGAAUAUGUUGUCCCUGAAGAUCUCCGAGGCGGCGAACUCGAGCACCGACAGCGCCACGAAACUGUGCAGGAGGAGGCAGAGCGCGAGAGCGCUCCUCUUCCAUAUGCGCAUGGUGAAGACGGUCAUGAGGUCGAGCUCGUCCGCCUCCUGCUUCAUCAGCUUGGCCAGCCGGUGAGCGUCGCUCUCGAGUCGCUUCUCGAAGUCAGAUAUCGCCGGACGAAUGAAGAUGCGCAUGCCCAGGAAGAUCAGGUACACGCCCACCACCAUCAGGCCCAUGCCCAAGCGACCAUACUGACGCACUGCAGACAUACAACAACAUCGACAGUGCAGUGCUACAUACACAUACAGUGCCCCGUGAACGCCCGUACUUCUGAAGUCUGUCCGUGUGAGUUCGGUCUCAGCGUUGUAGGAGCUGACAAAUGAGUCGAAGAGCCCCAAAGGGCACUCCGGGGUGAUCUCCUGCCGGCAGGCGCUGUACGUCUUGCAGUCGGCGUCCUCCUCCUUGCAGUUGAACCAGAUGAAGAACGGCAGCGCAAGGCCACCCACGGCCCCCGUGCAGAGGGCCACCACUAUCAGCAACCCAACUGUGAAGGGCAGGAGGGCCAGGAGGCUGCCGCGGACGACGGGGGGCAGGUAGAACUGGGGAUAGAACGACUUGUACAGCGCCGGCGGGUGCCUGCACACACACACACACACACAGAUCCACCCCAUGCACUCGUCCAUCGUGUGCCUCCUGUUUGUGGUCGCAUACUUGAGUUUGGUGAAGAGUCUGUGCAUGAUCCAGAGUACGAACAGCAUGGCUACGCUGAAGAGGCCGACGAAGAAGAAGAGCGAGAUGUAGUACUGGAACUGGAAGGCAAAGCUGACGAGCACGUCCGUGUGGUCCAUCGGGAUCAGAGAGAACACCAACUCAUACUCCACGGCAACCUGAUCAGACCCAAGAAACCAUCAGCAUCACAUACCAUACCUACACGAACACUAACGGAAUCCCACCUGUCCCCGUUGUUGGGCCUUGUCGAGGGUCUGCAGCUUCUGGUACUUCACCUCCGCCCGUAUGAUCUCCUUGUUGCGGUCAUUCUCCUGCCAGUAGUAGACGUCCAGCACCACACGGCCAGGCAGACUAUCCUCCGAUGCCGGCUCAACAAGCUUCACCUGAACCCACCAGAACAGAAGGCGGCAAUCCACUGCUGUUCUAGGCAGGUCUGUGCUCGGACUUACCGGCACCAGGGGCACUGUCCUGGUCUUUCCUGAGUCGAGGUCCUUCCUCUUCAUGGGGUAUCGUGUGAUGUAGAAGAGCUCUGCCCCCUCGUUGACCUCAAACCAGCGCGGCAGCACCUGUUUGUCGUUGAAGACCUCGUCAUACAGACAUCGUAGCCGCACGUUGCGGCACUGGUCCGCCACUGCCGUGGACAGGUAGGCCAGUCGCUUGAUGGGCUUUGUGGUGCCGAGAGGGACGAGCUGGCACUCUCGGCUCUGCUCAGCCAGCGCCCACAGGGGGAUGGUGUGGCCGAAGCCCUCACAGUUGGAGAAGUACGGCAGGUACGACAGCCAGAUGGCGCUCGUGCCGUCCUGCCAGUAGUCGUCCUUGUUCUGGAACCUGUUGACGCCCAACUCACUCGCCUGCUGCUGAUAUAUGUCGGCCUCGAAAUCCCUGAAGGUAAUGACAGCGAAGGAGAAGACCAGUGGAUGGAUGAGAAUUGCUUCUUGUGCAGCUACGCUCGUCACCUUGGCAUGAAGCUGAGGAAGGCCCGCGUGGCGACAUACGGACUCGACGCACUCAGGUUCUUGACAGGGCUGUAUCCACAUAGACAGUCACACAUCCACGUAAGCGAUCAUUGUCUCUCAUGCGCCUACAUGUUGUAGGGUACUUCCAGCUGCAUGUCACGAUUGACCUCCAUGAGGAACAUGUCGCUCGUACCCAGCCUCGCCCGGUCUGGUUGGGUGGUCUCGAUGACGGCCGACUGCAGGAGGAGGAACUUGUCGGGCAGAAACAGCCCAUUGAGGAUGUCGAUGUCGACUCGGUACUGCACGGUGCGGAGGAAGUGCAGGUGCAGCUCCAGAAUGCCCUUGAGCGUGCCAGCGGGAGCCUCCGUGAUGGACGGGGGAAGCUGCGGCAACAAAAUACACACAUGCCUCGGUCGAUGAAUCACUGCAUUCAUCUCUCUGUAUCCAUCUGCCCACUGACCUCUAUUCGUGUUGCUUCAUUGGGCGUCUGGGUGAGCUCCAGCGUCCUGUUGACCGAGAUACUGAUGCGCCAGUCUGCACCGUACUCUAUUGCGGGGCUCAGGUGACGCAGGUCGAAUGUUAUUAACGCAGACGAGCCGGCAUGUCCCUGGUAGAUCGUCACCUGCACACACACAUGGCCUCACAUUCUCCCACAUAAGGUACGUAUGUGUGUGGGUGGCUGGCUUGCCAUUUCGUCCUGGUCGUCGCCCCACGUGAAGUUCAUGAUGCUCGGUGUGGAGAGGUUAUGGUUAACGGGGUUGAGAGACUCAAUGACCACCUCGCCCUCGUUGAGAAACUGGACGGUCGACCGCUUGCUGCACUGAUCCAGACGGGUCGCACCAGAUAUCGCCGUUAAGGUACCCAACGGACACCUGCAAAACAACCAUGCGCAUCGAAUACAUCUGUGCGUGUGCGAUCGUAGGUGUGCGCUGGCCGACCGUGUCCACCCUGCGGUGCCCGCGGCCUCCCUCUCUCCGAUGGUCCGUUUGAGUUCUUUGAUGACCCACUCGGCCUUGGUCUGUCGCGUCACGCGCAGCAGCUUGGCCAGCGCUGACGUGUCGUCAAAGAGAAGCGUCAAGUCGCUCAGCGUCGAGUCAUACGGGGUCGCCACGGGACAGUAGAAGCCAAACGGACAUCGCUCUCGAGUCCUUAUGGAAGAAACAAUGGGAGCCAAGUGAAAGGGUGUGUAAACGACAGGGCAGCGACGACAGUGUCUAACCUGAAGGAUUCUGAUGUCUUGUUCCGGCAGAAGAAGCCCUCUGGGCAUAGGUUGCGGUACAUGGCCUCCAUGGUCGUCGACGGACCGCAGUAGAACCCAGACACACACUCCCUGUCCGUCUGAAAGAUGGAAACCCAGGACGCAUCACAUACCCAGACAGGCAUGACUGACACAUUCGUAGCCCCCCUUUCUGAUCUUGCGCCGUGUCCCUACCUGUGACUCCGGCGUGGUGGCUUCGCCGCAGACAUAUCCCUCGGGGCAGGCCUCCGAGAAGGUGAGAUUCCCCGUCAGAGAUGGGCACACUCUGCCAGAGGGGCACGGGUCACAGGCGGUGUCAUCCACCGUCCCCCGCCAUGGCGCCCAGCUCCCCUUCUCACACGCACGACAUGACACGUCGGACGUCCCGCCGCGGCGCCACUUGCCUACACAUGAAUCAGUCAAGCGUCGUGUGUAUUGGGGUAUCGAUCCACCCACUGUCUGGCCUGCGUUGUCUUACCGGGUUCACAGAUGUAAGGCGUGGUUGUUCCGAAGUCGGGACACGAGAAGCCAGGUGGGCAGUCGAGACACUCGAAACUGCCCUCACUGGGCGAGUACUCACCCGGGAAGCAUGUGGUGCCCCGUAGCCGACCCUCUUCGUCCACGAUGGUCCCCGUGCCGGCCGGAAUGGGCACUGCCGUCCCCGGCGGGCAUAUCGUGCCCACGGGACACAGGUCUGUGCCACCAGAUGAGUUGGCGCGCGGCUGACAGAAUGUGCCAGUCAUGCAUUGGUGAGGGGCCUUGAGGGACAGCGGGUCGGUGAAGUCGAUGAACAGGGGCUCGUCUCCGUCUGUCGUGUUGAGCUGCAGACGGCGGACAGGAACGGAGGGAGCGAGGCCCUCGCGGUCGAAAGCAGAGAAUGGCACUCGGUAGUAGUAGGGCAUGCGGAGGCCUGAAGAAGCCAUGCUUGUCAGAAACGACAGCCACCCGGUGUGCACUUGGGGGUCGAGGCUGCGGCUGCUGUCGAACGGAUUCUCAAGACGCUGGAAUAUCGACGCGAUCCGUGACGCAAGAGAAGAUGAAGCGCCUUGAUUGUCCGCUGGCUCGUCACGCUGGACAAGCCGCCUCCCUGCCACAGGGCUGGGGGCGAGAGCGAACCCCCAGAGACUGAAAUCCGUCGCCACGACCCCUCCCACGCCACUGGUUGUAAGAUUGACGUAGUUCUGCAACAUCAACUCAGCAUUGGGCACCAGGAAGAUCGGCACAGGCUGCUUCGUGAUCCCCUCCAUGGGCAGCUCUCGCAGUCGCCUCGCCGCACCCCCACCUGACCCCGUGGUCUCGUUGAAGGGUAGGUCGACCUCCCUCGUCGAGUAGAAGUAGAGGCACGUGCCAGCGUCGCAGUACAUGGCCUCGCGACAUGGCUGUGGGCGCGUCCAGAAGGUCAGCGAGUCGACGAGGUAGAGCAGGCGGGAUCGCACCUCGGGUAUGUGUACGUGGUAGUCGAGUCGCCAUGACUCGUCAUCUGUGUUGAUCAUCUCGAGGCCGUCCAUCCCAGGGGAUUCCAUGCGGGACAGCCGGUACGCGAGCCGCUGCAGGCUCAGGCCGUGAAGAGUAGUGUACGGAUCCUUCAGAUACGUCCCCGCCUCCUCGUCUAGAAGGCGCUGAACCUUCGCCCUGUUCCAACAGCAUGCUCCCGUGAAGAGGUCCUUCCACGACGUGCCCGCGGGCCUCGGAAUCCGCCAAAUGGCGCUCAGCCUGUCCACGAGAUCGGUGCGGGAGAAGGGGACGUAGUACAUGUCGAUGGACGAGUCACAGACAGCAGCUAUCACAAUGGGAUCGCCCAGCUCCAACUGAUCGAUGGAUGCACAUACAGAAAACACGUAUGAGUGCAGAGGUGCUUAAACACCGGGCCGUCUUUCAUCGCUUACGCGUGUGAUGUUAUCGACGGACAGCGGGAUCGGAACACACAGCGAUGGCUCGUGCUUGGAUGCAGUGCCGACCCCGCACCUCAACCCAGAGGGACAUAGCUUGGAUGGCGCCUUGGUGCCCCUCUCUUCACAGAGAUAGCCACACGGACACGGUAGCGGCUUGAGCAUCCUCUCAUGCGGACAGAUGCCACCCUCAAAGCACUCGGUGCAGUUCCACUGCCCGGACUUGGCGCUGAACGUCCCGGCAGGGCAUGACCGAGGCUCCAGGUUACCGGGUGUGGGGCCGCACAUGUAGCGACUGCUACAUGGGAUGCCGGGGUGUCGAGGGGUGGGGCAGUAGAAGCCCAACGGACAGCCGCCCACGCCCUGUGGCUUGAACGAACCCGCCGGGCAGAAGAAGCCCUGGAAGCACGGCUGAGGAGUUGAGUAGUUGCCCGGCCGCGACACCCCCGAGACGGCCCCAGGCCAGCAGUGCAGACCGGUGGGGCAGCGGAGCGGCCUGCGCCCGUCCUUGAAGCGUGUGACAACAGCGUCGGCCGUGGCGGUUCCCUCCAGGCAGUAGUUGCCUCCCGGGCAGGGCUUGUAGGGCACUGUCAGGCCCCACUCGUCACACACCCAGCCUGCCUCGCAUGGGAACGGGUGGGCCAUUCGUGUGUGAGGGCAGACGUGGCCGGGGGGGCAUGGGCGACACUGCUGCUGCCCCUCCAGUGGCUGGUAUGUGCCUGAUGGGCAUGGGAUGGCGUCAGUGUUGCCUUGGCCCUCGCAGUGGUGGCCUGGUGGGCAGCGGGUGAUGGGGCCGACACCCCUAGGGCAGUAGUGGCCGCCGGGACACGUGGCGAGGAGCUUGAUAUGCACGUAAGAGUCCGACCAGUCCACCCCGUUGAGCGUCACUCGGACCUGAACACACAAACAGGGCAGGGUAUGGAUAGUCGAUACUCGCAGCUUGCCUCCUUUAUCCACCCGUCGUACCUUAGCAUCUCCCAGGCUGUUGGAUGCGGCUCCCAGCACUUUGGGCACCACACAGGCCACCUCCGUGGAGCUCAUGUACACCAGCUUGGAAGACGAUACCCACUCGAACGAACACGCCGCAGCCGUCGUGUUGAUGAAGCCCGUCCCUCGGACAAUCACCAGGCCCCCUCCCUUGUUGAGAGCCACCGGCGGCGUCACGUGGCUCAACAACACCUCCGGAUGGAAGGUCACGAAGGUUAGCAGGCUGUCGAGGUGGAAGUCAUCGGGAUGCCACGCCGUCACACCCUCUGGCGAGUAGUUCUGGUCGUUGUUCGACACGAAGAUGGGCACGCGAGUGACAGUCCGCGCGGCCACCGAUGCUGAGCUCAGCCUGGGCGUGUAGGUGUGAAUCUCUGUGUCGCUCGCCCAUAUGGCAGGCCGGUACAUGUCGGACGGUGCUGUGCUGCCUGGGGGCCAGAAGCGCACCUUCAUGUAAGCCGAGUUGUGGAAGCCAGUGCCGGUGAUCUUGAGCGUGGUGGUGCUGCCCAUGGGCACCAGGUCGGGAGUGACGCUGGUGAUCUCUGGGGGGUCGUAGUAGAGGAACUUCUGCGAUGUGUCGACCUCGUCCUGCUGGUUGAGAGACACCUGCAGGGGUUGCUCGCCGGGAGACGACUGCGGGGGCGACACACAGCGGAGGCUGCGACCGUCUUGCCGUAUAGCUGUGACCCGUUUGCCACCAAAGACGCAUUGUAAGAGCUCCUCUGCUGCUGCAGGGAAGUAGUCCUUGCCCAGCACGAUCUUGGCCGGGACCGAUACGACCACCUCAAUGCCGCCCGAUGUUGGGCCGAGGUAUGGGUCGAUCUGCAGCGCCACGCCUGCCGUGACGAAGUCAUACUCCACAGUGGUGGCGACGAAGUUCUGUCCGUUGUUGGCGACAGAGACGGUCACGGUGCCUGGGAAGUGCUUGGGUGUCUUGCAUAGGAUGAGGUUGGAAGAUAUGAAGCGGUGGAUGGGCACGGUGGUCACGUUGAAGCGGCACAUGAAUUUGGGGUCGUCGAUGAAGUGCGCGCCCUCCACCUGCACAACCGUGCCGCCCUCCAUCGUGCCGAACGGGGGUGUCACUCGCGCGAUGGACGGAGUGAGAUAGUAAUGGUACUGCAGGUGGGUGCCUCCGGGGCCGAUGGGGAGCACGUUCUGCCCGUCGCUCGACAGCGCAAACUGCACGUACUGCGGAAGGUUGACGGAUGGGGCCGUGCAUGUGAUGAGGGUGUCGUUGAUCCAUGCCAUGACGGCAUACGUCGUCGCGAAGACGCAUUGAGUGAGGCGGCUGUUGCGGAACACCGCCCCGGUGGUUGAGUCGGCGUACAACGAUACAAGAGUGCCGCCGGUGAGGGGACCAGAGAGUGGCUCAGCCAACUCGACAUCGAAGUCCUGAAACGAGCACAUAGCAUAGAGGCGUGAACUUACUUGGCUGUCGCUUUUGUCGGUUUCGUAUCGUUUCCCCUCACCGGUUGUCUGUAGUAGAAGAUGUGUGUGAGCAGGCCUCGAUCGAGAUUCUGAAUCGUCCCGCCGGAGAUCAGACGCAAGUAAAACACCACGUAGGUCUCCGCGGCAGGCACAUUCGCCGGCACCACACACGUCAGCUCCGUCUCCGAGAUGACUGUGGUGGGCACCUCAUUGGGCCCAAACACACAGGCGAUGGUCCACGGAGGGAUCGACACAGGCAGCCCAUAGGUCUGGCCGUACACCGUGACCACUGUGCCCCCAUCGGCGGGGCCCUCGCGCGGCUCGAUGGCUGUCACCUCGGGAGCCGCCACGAAACUGAUGAGAGGCCCUGACACGAAGUCUCUCGUGUUGAGCGACAGCUGGAUGGUGGUCGUGGCACCGAAUCGCGCGAUGUCCCAUGCAGGCGUCGGGCAGUUCACAGUCGUCGAGUUGUCCACCGUUGCGGGGGUCAGGUACGCCGCCCCGUCACGGAACUUGCAUUGAGUGAUGAAUGAGCCGAAGUUGGAUCCGCGCACUGCCACAUUGGCCCCUCCAAAGUCGAAGACGACACUCGGCUCGACCGUCUCGACAACCACUGCUCGAUGGAAGGUGUACUCGACUGCCGGCCCAGCCCCGCUGGCGAGGUAGUCAGCGCCGUUGACCGUGACGUACAUUGUGCGUGGGGUAGCACUCCAUGGCAGUGGGGGUGUGGUGCACAGCAGCAGGUUGGGCUGGAUGAGCGCGGCCGCAUCGGAAUACACGCCACGACCGAUGCCGUCGGGGUCCGGCCCGAACCGACAUCUGAGUGAGGGGGUCUGUCGGAAGUUGUGGCCGCUGACGAGCACGAGAGUGCCUCCUGUCUCAGGACCCUCGAUGGGGUCAACAGAUGUUACGUUCCAGGGCUCCACGUACCUAAAGGAAAUGGGCGCAACGACCAGUGGACAGCAUGCAAUGUGGGUGGGUGUUUUUGUGUUGCUCUUACGUGAAGUAUUUGCCCGAGUUGAAGAAGCACCGCUCGUCCCCCUGCGUGAGGGCCACUUGCACGCGAACCUCAGCUGACGUGGGCGAAGGGGGACUGGCGCAUUCAUACCGCGAUAAGCCAUCGGCCGAUGGAGGAAGCAGCGUGGCGGCUGUCGUCUCUGUGUCAAAGCAGCAAUCGACCGCGGCCAAUGAAUCCACAUACGCUACGCUCGACACGGUCAUGACGAUGGUGGUGUUGCCGGCGAUUGGGCCGAAGUCAGGUACGACUGAUUCCACGAGCAUCGGUGACCCAAAGAGCACUUUAGCGGGAGUGUGCACCCAGUCGUGGCCGUCGUUGAAGGAGAGUGUCAGGUCAGCCUCAUACGACAUGCUGCUCCCUGCAUAGACGUGCCGCGGAGUCACACACUCCACGAUAGACGUGUUGACAUGGCGUCCCUCCGACACGUACUCCGCGUCAAACCGACAAAGCGGUGGGGGCAAAACCGCCGAAAGGUCCGGGUACUUGCCGAUGACGCUCAGAAGCGAUCCACCAGUCAUCGGGACGCUUGCUGGUGUGACCGAGUCGAUGAAGGGGUUGCUGUAGAAGGUGAAGUCGGCACCAUCACACGGACCGAUCGGUGCUGCUUCUCCUCGCACCACUGCCCGCAGACACGCUGGCGUGAGCGAUGGGUCCCCUCCCGGCGACGUGCAGAGCAGCUCGUUGAAUGUCGUCACCAAGGCCGGCACCCGAAGGGCACCGAAGACGCAGUCGAAUGCACCUCCCCAUGGCAGAAUGGACAGCAACACGCGCACCUUUGUCCCUCCGCCUGCCGGUCCAUGUGUGGGGAUCGUCUGGACGACCUCGAAUGAGGGCAUGUAGCGGAAGGGCAAUGGAGCCGUCUCGAUUGUUGACCGCCCGCUGCGGAACAGCAGCCGAAGGGGUACGUCCUGAGCGGUGGCAGCUGCUGGCGAUGGGCAGGUCACGGUUGUGCCUGUUGCCCCGGUGGCCGACACGAGGGCAGUGCCGAAGAGGCACCACACAGCCUGGUUGCCGCGGAAGUCGGUGAUAGAUGAGGGCAGGUCAGUGCCGGCAACAACCACGGAUGUGCCUCCGCUGAGCCAUCCCGACAAAGGCGAUAUGGCGGUCACGGUGAGUCGCGUCUUGAGGGGGUCGGCGACCAGAGGGGCCGACAUGUCGUGGAUGAGGUUGAGGGGCGUCUGCCACGGAUGGACAAGAGAUACCGACAUGCGCUCAGUUGCCACGUCAGACGUAUCCACAAGGCUCGAAGGGACGGCACAGGCGACGCGUGUGUCGGAGAGGAUGGACGCCGUGACGAUGGACGCCCCGCACGCAGCGUCCAUGCAGACAAGGGCGCACAUGAGUCCGCCUCCCUCGAACCGGCUGAAUCCCGCACCGCCCACGACGAUGGCAGUGGAGUAGGGGGCGCCCAGCCACACACUCGACGAUGGGACCGUGAGCGCAUCCGUAGCUACAACGGUGCUCUCCAGGCUUGACAUAGAGUAGCUCGUCACAACGGUGAAGCUAAGCUUAUUGGACGCCGUCGCUCCCCCGUUGAUGCUGACCGACACCUGCGCGCUGCCUGGCGGGAGACUGUCGGGUGUGGGACACGUGACGACAAAGGCGGUCUGGUACUCGGCUGUUGUGGAGACCACAGCGGGCAUGAGAGGGUUGCUGGACUCGAACAGACACACUAGCUGGGCUGAGGGGAAGAAGCGGCCUCCCCUCACCUCCAUGGCCACCCCUCCGAUGUCGGUGACUUGUGUGGGGGUGAUGGUGGCGAUCGUGGGCUCAAUGAAGACGCGAACGGGUUUGGCCUCGAGGUCCAGCCACACGGGGUGGGGGACGGCCGCCGUCAUGUACAGGAAAUCAAUACCCUCAUGAGGCAAUAGCGGACUCGUACACGUAAGGGUGUUCGAAUCCACGAAGAGCGCGGCCGCACUCAAACUGACAGAAAGGGGACAGCCAAAAACAGGAGUAUCACGGACAGGAAGUGUAGACUUGGUUGUGUGUGUGGCCUACCUUGCAGAGUAGAAGUGGCAUGUGAUGGUGGAUGCCUGGUUGAGGUCAACGAAGCUCCCUGUGAUUGUAAUGGGCACAGCCUGCCCCACGGGGAUCUGAUCCGGCGUCACCUCCGCCACCGACCACCCCUGACGACUCGUCCGCACGGCGCCCGCCCAGCCCGGCUGAGACAAGGCACUUCCGCCUUCCUUGACGCCCACGUACACAUCCACGUUUCGGUCGGUGCCGUCUGGGACCAGCACACACUCAAUUGUCGUGUUGCUGGUCUGCACAGCCGGCAAGACCUCGAGGGCGCUGUAAGGUCCGCCCACCUUGGUCAGCAAUCCCGUGCGGUCGACCAUGCAGACGGGGGCCACGUCGAUGUGGAUGGUGGAGUUGCCGCCCUCCAGAGUGACGAGACUUGGGGUGCUGAUGGACACCUUCGCUGACGUGGGCUGCACUCCGACAACCGGGGCACUGAUGGCUGUGACGACGCUCCUCGCAUGAGUGGGUGAGAGAGCAGUAUCCGACAGCCCUAUUUGGACAAAGCCCCGUUCAGCCACGAGCGUCGCCGUUGCUGUGUGGUCGAGCAUUGCGAGAGGGCAGAAGACCUCGUUGCUGCUCACAUACGUGGCGGGCACACUCCCAAGCAGCAACGACGAUGCGUAUGAUCGCACGUAGCAGCGCAGAGGGUGUGUGCCAUGGAAGUGGGUGCCCCUCACGCUCAGCGGCAUGAGGCUCCGCUCCACAACCACAGGCGGAUGCGCCACCUCGACCGCUGGGGUCGUGACGAACUUGAAAUGUGCGGUAGCGAGCACAUGGAGCCACCCGUCGAUGAUCAGAUACAAAGGCACCUCGCCCACCGUCACGGGAUAGCUGGGAGCGAUGCACUCAAACUCCUCGGCAGCGUCAGGGCCCUCAAGGCCGAUCCCUGCUUGCAGCACUCGCGUCGCAACCACGUCAGCCGCAUCAGCAAAGCGGCAGUGGACAGUGAGGCCAGCGUCCACCACGGGUGAGAAUCGGAAGCCCAUAACCGUGACAGUCUGCCCGGUGGUGUCGGCCGCUGCCACCAGGGGCGAGACGGCCUUGACGAAAGGCAUGUCGAGGAAGGUGAAGGGAAGCGACGCCACAUGGAGAUCGCCAGCCGGGCCCUCGGGGAUGAUGGACAGGGUCGUCACACCUGGGGCGUAUCGCGGCGUCAGGCACUGCAGCUGGGUCGCACUUAGCCGCUCUGCGGGAUGGAGUAGUGCCGACCCGAAGUGACACGACAGAAGGCGGUCGUCGGGCAGAUAGAUGGCCUUCACCAGAACGACAGUGGGGCUCGCCACGGGGGCCCAUGCCGGCGAGACCGAUGCAAGGGAGAGGGCAGGGACCACGGUGAUGGUCAUUGCCGCCGCGUCUCGCUGAAGGGUGUAGGUCUCAUCUUGCAUGUGAUGCUCCAGGCUGACGUCAUAGGUUCCCGGCGCAAGGUUGGCUGGCGAGCUGCACGUGACUGAUGUCCGGCUCACUGCCGUUGCAUACGUCGUUUGCUGGGACGCGUCGAUGAUGUGGGUGAAUCGACAGGCGAUGCUGAAGAGGUCAGCGAAGUCGCCCCCAGUAAUCGUGUGCAGCGUGGGGAUGCCCUCGUAAGCCUCUCGUGGGCGGAUCGUCGCCGCCAUGGCGGCCGUGCCGCCCUCGCCGUACACACGCACUGUCAGCAUGGUUUCCCGGUAGGCCCGGCCGCCGUCGAAAGACACCAAGAGAGCCAGGACCCGCCCGGCAUAGCUAGUAGAUGACGGCGCGGGGCAGACCACCGAGGUCACUGUGUAGGUCGUUGCAGCUGUCGUCUCAGUGUGGCUGUUGGGGAGCCGGCCGUCUGUGCUCGUCAGGGCGUCCAGCCUGCCUUCCAUCGCCACCCACCCGCACACGACGUCGGCCGCAUCGAAGGAGGGCAUGCUGCUGUACUUGCCGUGGAUCGUCACGGGCUCACUUAGCGCUACCACACGCGGCAGUGCGUCUUGGAAGAAAGGUGGGGGCUGCAGGGUGAAGGUGCCGGCAGAUGUUGCGAAAGCCGCCCAAUCGUCGAAGUCCGUUGGCGUGUCCGGAAUGAUCGCAGCUGUGACAUCAGCCGAUGAGGCAGAGAGGGAUGUGGGUAUGGAAGGGCACAGGAGACGACCACUUGCCAGCAGCAAGGCUGGAACGAACGCGUCGAGACCUGCAGAAUGAGAUAAUCCAGAAUGAGCCUCGUCUUUGCCCCUCUGUCUUGCUUGUUUACCGAGUCCGAAUGCACAUUUGAGGUUGGGCGCGACGGGCAAGUUGGGCGACACACCCAGCGACACCACCGCCUGCGCACCUCUUGGCACCGAGGGAGGGUUCACAUCUCCCACCUGGAAGGGCGGCACGAUCGUCACCGUCAAUGACUCUGCCGCAUGCCGAUCUCCGCCGUCCAUCGACACCGUCAGGGCGUACUGCACAGACGACGCCGACCCGAAGACCAAGCGGUCAAUGGGGAGGCGACACGCCACCUGGUCCGAGUCGAGUAGGUAGGCGUUUGGCGGCCCCUCGUCAAUGCUGGUGCCCCAUCGGCAUCGCACGUGGAAGGUCGACACGAAAUGGCGCCCCUUGACGACCACAAUCGGCACCCGGUGGUCCUGGGUCGGCCACGCAACGAUAGGCGGCAACAAAGCCCAUGCUUGCGGCAGGUGGGCUGCUGCACGGACGUGUGUGGCGACGAAGCCGCCAUCCUGCUGCUCGUUGAAGGUGCCGGACUGCCUCAGCCGCACACUCAAGCGCACCAUCGGCACAGAUGGGUCCAAGGCAGUCGACUCCUUCAACGCGAGGAGGGCUGCGGCUGACGCUGUCACCGUGUCUGCCGGCGUCCAUGUGGGCGUCAGCUCGACUGUGACGUGUCCGAAUGCGGCGGUGUCUUCAAAUCCCACGAUAAGGGAGAGAGGCAGGGUGGCCAUGUCUCCAGACUGGGGCGAUGCAAAGGUGAUGACGAUGUCUGGGAUGCUGGCCGGGCUGUCCGAAACUGAGGGAAGAGUCAGCACGGCGGGCGUUGUGCUUUGGAUGACAGCGGGCGCUAGAAUGCUGACGAGAGGCAGCUCGGUGUCCGCAAUGGCCCCGUCGAUGCGCAGAGUCACGUUGGCCGACCAGCCUGUCGUCAUAUCGCCAGUCCAGCACUGCAGCGUCUCAGUAUCCAUCACGAGCACCCCCAUGCUGCCGUUAGUCGACAUUCCAGGCGGGCUCCCAGUCGGGGGCAUCAGCAGACACGUCGUGUCGGCACUGCCCUGGAUCGCCACAUCCACGCCAGUGCUCUUCAGCGUCAAGGGGAAGCCACGGGUGACGGGGAAGCUCAUCGGAAUCGCAGAAGUGACCGCCACGGUCCUGAGCAUUUCGAUGUCGUACAAGUAGGUGGGCACCUGCAGGCUGUUGGGCGCCAGGCCGAGGAGCCACGUGCCAGGCGGGACGCCGGAGGGCAUCAUGCAGGCGACGAGACCCGUACACGCGUCCGCCUCCACAGCUCUGAUCCAGUAUUCUGUCCCGCCGAUAGAAUGCCGCAGGUAGCACAACACAGUUGACGAAUGGAAUCCCGCGCCAUCAAAUUGCAGCCGCUGUCCUGGCAGGACGUGGUCAAAUAGGGGAUGGCCCGCCGAUGCAGCCCCGGCCAAGAUGACGGCCUCCGGCUGCAGACGAAGCUGAAAGUGCGUCGGGCUGGCUGCGUCGGUGGCCAUCGAGAGCGACAGAGUGGCCCAAAAUGACGAGCCUCGGGGGACCGUGGGCAGGGGUGAUGGACACGUCAUCGCGUUGGGUGAGGAGACUGAUGCAGGCGUCUGCAUCUCAAUCAGCGGGAUGUCGAGAGGGUCCUCUGUCGGGUCUUGAGCGAUCGUCCAGUGGCACUCGGGCGACGCCGCUGCCGUGUCAAAGAAGUGCCCCGACAGCUGCAGCGUCACGACCUGCUCCAAGCUUGCUACGAUGGGCUCCACCGCUGUGAGGAUGGGCGAGCGCACUGUCUCAAGCCGUCCCGGACUCUUGACCACAAGAUUGGACUCAGACCGAAGCUCCACGUUGAAGAUGUGCGCCUCGGUGACGGCGGCCGGAAACACGCACGCCACCCGGUCUUGACUGAGGCGGAGGCCGGUCGACCGCACCACUUGUGCCGACGAUGAGGUGGCUGGUGAGGGCAGGAAGAGACACCUGACAUCUCUGUCGCGAGGAAACGCCGCCGUCUGUAUUUGAAGGGUCUGUUGCAUCAGUGGCGAAGUCUUAUCCGACAGCAAGGCCACCAGGCUAGGCCUCACAUUCACCUCCAGGCGGACAUCGCUGUCAGCCCCCACCCACCCCUCCAGCACGUUCGACACCUCGACGACGUGGCUGCCGGGGGCCGUCAGUCCGUCCGGCUCACAGAGCAUAGCCGUGCCUGUGAUGUGGACCACAGUGCCUUCCAUACCCCCGAUGCGGCAGCGCACCAUGUGUGAGGGUCGGAAGAGCCCCUCGACGCUGAUGGGUGGCGAUGCGGCGGACGUCGAGCCAGACGCGUACGUGUGGAGAGGGAAGCCGACUGCCAUGACAGUUGCCGGGGCGACGAAAGUGAAUGGGAUAGAUGUGAGGGAACCAUGGAAUUGGUCGAGCAGAACCUGUAGCUGACAGGUCACAUGCCUUCCCUCGCCCAUGGCUGAGGUGGGAAGAGGCGGUGAGGUGCAGGACACGCUGCUCGGAGCACCAACACUCAGGGUUGCCGAUGUGUCCGCCAGCGUGUAGGGGAAGCUCCUCUUGAACCCCUGGAGGGCGUCAGUGACACUUCCGACAACGCACUCAGUGAAGCGGCACACAGGCUGCAGCGCCGCCACGAUGGCCGCAGAGACGCCGGCAAGACCCUCCACGGAAAUGGUCAAGAGCGUGGGACUGUCCAUCGGCACAGGCGAGGGCUCGAUUGUCACGAGAGCGAACCUCGGCAGCACCACCAGCUGCACACCUCCACUUGCAUCUGUCAGAGCGCUCGCCCAGCUGUUUGCAGGUCUCCCAUUGAUGGCCCACCUUGCUGUCGCCAAUGCCCCUCGCCGCACCUCGAUCGGCUGUGACGGACUGCAGAAGAGCUGCAAUGUGCGACUUCCAGCCGAGCUCAGGUCGAUACUCAUGACGGCGGGGAAGCGCUGCAGCAUGUCCGCGACAUCACACCAGGUGGGGUGGCUGCCGGUGGCGAGGGCUUCACUCGCAGCAUCCAGGCGAGACGUGGUUGUCGUGAGAGCCAGAGAGGUCGGCAAGAACGGGUUGGUCGCCGACGGGCUGCCGUCAGCCGAGACCAACGAGACUCGAGAGGGGAAGAAGAGAGGUAUGUCCCCAGUCGUCGACAAGCCGGCGAAAGUGACCGACAGGAAGGCGAUGGAGUGCUCUACGGGCAGGUGUGAAGGGAAACGGCACAGCAGCUCCGUGUCGGAAAUGACAAAGCUCUCCAGCUCAAGUAACCCUGUGGCCUCAUCCAUCCACCUCAGUCGGCACACGAGGGCGGCGCGGCCCGCCAAUGCUGUGAGACGGGUUUGUGGCGAGAAGGUCACCGUGAUGAUCGCUGGCUGAUCGAUCGGUGACGGGACGAUCACAGGCUCCACUGAGAGGGGCGUGGGUAGAUCCGCCGCAAGCAGGAAAUAUGGUGCCGUGAGGAUGCUCCUGGUGUGGCCGAGGGCCUCCUCAUAUCCAGCUGGGCUUUUCGCCUGCAGCACCAAGGCCACCUCCGCAACGCUGAAGAACUCAUCAACUUGAGCCAGCAGAGCAGUCUCUUGCGCCAGAGUGCAUUCAACGCGUUGCGAUGACUGAAGGCGUGUCUCGAGGACCAGCUGGUCGCCGGCAGGAAGCAACACGGGGUCGUUGAUUACCGCAGAUGUGUCGCUGUCGGCCGACGACACCAUCCUCACCAGAGCACACUCGACAGGCAGCUGUGCGUCUGUUGCGAAGUCCCUCCCUUUCACCACGGCAUCUAAGCCUGACCCACGGAUCCACACAUCCGGCGUGACCGUCUCCAGUGUGGGCGAAGGCAGCACGUCGAUCGCUGUGACAUCCACGAGAGGGUUGUCGUCCACUCUGAGGAACAGCUUGACUGUCUGGCCUGCCGUCGCGUAGCCGGGACACAGGCAGCUCACGACGGUCGGGCUCUGGUGCACGGCGGGCACUGUGUGGGCAUCGAGAGGGUCGGGGGACUCCGUGACGAACAGACACGAGAGGUGGUGGCGAUGCAACGUGACGCUGUUUCCAUCUGCCGAUACGAUCUGGAUCAGCUGGAAGGGGCCUCCGAGAGUGAAGCACACCGGCGAAGAGAGCAGGGUGGCCGUUAGUUGAGGUGCCACUGCAUACGCCAGAGCAUUGGCUGACAGCUGCCCUGCUGCAUUCUGCACAUGGACGGACACGGCGGAGAAGAGGUGGCCGAUGGCUGGGAUGGUGGGAGCAUAGCACGCCACACUCGAUCCAGACACCGACAAAGGCGCCACCACCUGCACGCCGUCAAAGACGCACGCCAGGUCUGCCGAGGACCGGAAGCCCGUCCCGCUGACACGAAUAAGAGGCCCUCCUGUCUCUCUGCCUCCCGCCGGCAACACAGACGCCAAGACGGGCGGCGAAUGGACGGUCAAUUGGUAGUGUUGAGAGACGGCGGGGCUUUCAGUGUCGACCAGCUGCACGAGACAGGCCGAUCCGUCCAGCUGCGGCUGUGAGAUAGACGGGGCGUCGCACCGCAAGUGCUCCGAGUCGACGUAGGUGAUGUCACUCGUCACGUGUCUGUAGUCGUCGAGAUUGCCGUCAGGUCCCGGGACAGAGAAUCGGCACUUGAGCGUGUCGGUGAAAUAGUGACCCCACACAUCCAGCUGCUGUACGCGUGUCGCUGCGGCACCCUGCUGAAGCGGCAGCUCAGGGGGGCUCACCACCAAUAUGACGGGCGACUCGACAAACGUGAGGCUCAAGCCCGUCGUGUGGAAGGCAGCUCCCAGCCCGAACGCCACGCUGAUGGCGAGGACGCCAGGUCCGGACACCUCAGGCGAGAAGAACCGCACGGCAGUUGAGUUGACGCACAGGGCAGAGGCGGACACGGUGGUGAGGUCGACGUGUAUGUCGCUCGAGCAGGGAAUGUUGACCCCGUGGAGUGUGACGAGACUUGCCGAGGCAACCGGCACCGUCAUGGGGGCGAGUCGGGUGAAGCGGACAGCCUCGUAGCGGUAGAGCGCCACCAUUCGUUGGGAUGCAUCCGUCACCCACUGAUCUCCAUUUGGCGACACGUCGACUGCACAUUCGGGCUCCAGCUGCUGAUCCAGCAGAUUAUUCGCCGCCAGCGGUGUGUCCUGCUCCCACCAGCACAUGGCCACCUGCACGCCAGCGGCGUCACUCGCUGCCGUCCCCCGCCAUAUGCCUUGAAGAACCAGGUCAUCGGCCAGGCUCCCACUCCUGUCACAUCUCAACCGACACAGCGGAGCCGCAGCGGUCCAUGAGCCCGCUCCUGCCAGCGUCAUGAGGACGCCGAUGCCCUCUCUUGGCACCACAGAUGUCCACCCCGUAGCCAGAUCAGCAGGCACGACGGGCAAGAACUUCGGCGACACGCUGAGGACCUCAAUCUGAGACGGCACGAACGUCAAACGGUGGUCUGCGCCGAAGGCCAGCCACUGCUCGGUCACCCCAGCGCGCAGCUGCACCGUCAGCUCGUCGCCAGCAACCACCUGGUCGGCGGUGUCUCCCGGGGUGUUUGGGGCGCGGGCAUGCACUUCCAGCGAUGCAGGAAGGGGACACGCCAACUCGCUGCCGUUGGCAUGGAGGUGCUGGCAGGGCAUGUCCCUCGUGAAGCCCUCAAGAAAGCCCUUGUCAAUGACCUCAACGCUCCGAGACAACCGGACAGCGUAGCUGGUGGAUGGGUCGAAGCCGCCAAUGAGACGGAUGGACGCGGACUGUCCUGCGACGACGAGGGACGGCCUGAUGGCAUGGACAGACGGCGGGCGAUGAUACUCAAGGAACACCGACGGUGUGUUCGGCAGCCAUGAUGCCCCGCCGUCCGGUGAGAGUGUUAUCGGGACCUGGAAGGACCAGAUGGCGGGUGGGCGGGGAGGGGGCAGGGGGGCCGUGGCCGACAUGGUAGUGCUGUUCAGCACUACUGUGUUCUGCAGCAGCUCGGUACCAGCCUAGAGCACACACCACACACCACACCCACAUGCACAUGUCAUAAAUUAAGAGUGAGCUCUGGUUGCUUAUGGCAUACCCGGAUGCGCAGGUCGUGUAUUCGAGAGAAGUCGACACCUUUGAUGAUCAGUCUCGUCGCUUGCCCCGGCAGCACAGCUGCAGGCUCAACCGAAGUGAUGACGGGCACCACUACAAGUGGCAGGGUAGCGGAAGGACGUGCAGGGGACUGCAAACAGUUGGUCGACACCCGGACGUCGACUGCGGCUGAGGCGUCCUCAAUGGGGGGCACCACGCAUGAGGCCAUGAACGGGGAAACCCACCGAAGGCGGGAUGUCGAGAGAUUCACCGGCCCCGCUGUCCGGUGCUGCUGGAUCUGGCAGCACGCCUCCUCGUGGUUGACAAAUCGUGUUCCAGUCAGCGUUAGCGUCACGCUCAUGCUCUGAGGGAUCGCUCUUGGCUCCACUCCAGUGACGACAGGGACGGUCGUGAGAGCAAACACACUCGAAGGAGAGCUGAGGGUGAGGACAGUGUCGCCUCUCGUCACGACGAGGUCCACAGUCAGCUGCACAGCCGGAUAGCUAUCAGAUGUGAUGCUGGCCUCCAGUUGGGAUCGCAGCGACCAUAGUUUUGUCACCGCAUCGGCACACUCAAAUGCAUCACCGUCCGCAUCCAGCGAGACAUCGGUGAAGGCGACGUCGGCGACCGGCCCGUCAUGCACCCCAUCCGCCACGCCUGUUCGAGAUCGGCACCGCACCUCUCUCAGCCCGCCAUUUGCCGCGGCGAACCGCCACGCCUCAGCCAGCUUGCCAUCACCGACCUCUCCCGGGACCACCACCGGAUCAUUCUGGACGCAUAGACGAAUGUCGGUCGACGGACAGCUGUCGGGGCAGUACUCGUCAUCCAACACAACCAAUCGGGGCGACACCGCAGUCAGCAUCACAAACGGCAAAGUGAGCAGGUCCAUCGACACGAGAGCGGGCCCUCGGGAGAGGUAAGGGCUGUAAACACGGAGCUGCGGCAGUCCCUUCGACGGGAAUGAGGGCGGCAUCGGGGGGCUCACGCACAGCAGAGACGACGUGUUGACGACCAGGCCCUCCACUGCCCUCUCCACAUACUCGCAGGUCCCCGAUGGGCUGUCGAGCGACGGAAACAGGGCCGUCCAACUGGGCGGGAAGCAGCCAAGACUGGGCAACGUGUACACACACCCAUAGCUGGCUCCAGGGUUCAGACCCGACGCGCCAAUGAAGACGGGACAUGGGAAGUUCUCGGCGCACAGAGGCCGUGGGGCUGAGGCAGCUGGGAUGAUGGCUGGUGGUUCGAGCACUUGGACAUCAUGAUAUGUGUCGAUCCAUUGUCCGCUGAGUUGAAGGUAGAGGGAUGAAGGGCCGACCGGCAGUGCUGCCGCACUUGACCACAGGCAUCCUAUCGCCGAAGAGCCAGGCGCGACGGAGUUUGAGUGCACCACAGCGGGCAUGGCGGUGGCGGGGAGGGGGAUGACCUCUCCGACAGGACCACUCGUUCCCACCCUGCACCCGCCCAGGUUGCUGCCGAGCUCCAUGGCACCGAUCGUCUGCCAGUUCUGCAGGUACACCACCACUCGCACCGACCCAGUCGUCCGGUGCACGACCGAAGGCACCACGCUCUCGAUCAGAGGCACCUCAUAGACUCGCACAGUUGCACCAGCGGGCAGUGGGCUGUGGACGAAGGCUGCCGUUACCUCCUCUGCGGGCGUGCUGGGGUCAUACUCGUCACCACAGGUGAGGAAGAGCUCCAUCGGGCCUGACACAAGGCCGCUGGUGACUGGGCAAGACACCACAUCAGUCCCUGACGUCAGUGCUGAUGCCGUUGACAGGGAUGCAGUGUCAUCUGGCAUGGGUGACGCAGCCGUCGUGCCGAGGCCCCCGAAGUGACAUCGGCAGGUCAGUCGGUGGACGGGGAAGAGGCCGUCCUUCACCGCCAGCUGCAUGUCCGGUCCCGGUGCCGACAGGCCGGCGAAGAGCACAUAGGGGGACACAGACGCCAGCCGUCCAGGUCGGUAGAGAUCCACGGACCCCACCACAUCUGCGUCGCUGUGCACGGUCCGGCCUCUGUUGGUGCUGCAUGGCGUGCUUCCAGAGCAGAGCACAAAGGUGAGUCUGGCCCCGUCGAGUAGCCUCUCCGCAUCAAUUUGCUGGAUCUGUGGAGGGAUGGCAGUGCACCGAACGGCAGUCUCAUUGACCCACAUCGCCCGAGUGGGCAGGGAUGGCGGGAGCGAGUCGGCGAUCACCUCGGCGGUCUUGGAGAGGGACGUGCUGUCGAGCAGCCACCAGCAUUGGUGCUGGAAUCGAGGGGAGAAGCGACCGCCGCGCACCCACACGUGCGAUGACGAGUACAUCGGGAUCACUGCGGGCUUGAUCGAGAAGGGCCCGGUGGACGCUUCUUCGACGUUGAAUGUGAAGGUCCCGAGUGCGAUGCCGAAUCGCCUGACCCAUUCGUCACAGCUGUCGCCCCCUGCCUCUGUCGGUGGACACGCAAGCGGCAUCACCAUCAAGCUGACGUCCAAGUCGCCUUCAUCAGGCGGCACCGUGCCGCCAGGCCACACGCAUCCCAGCACCGUCUCAAAGUCAGCCACACAAGGCAGCCACUCGGGCGCGGAGGCGCCUGACGGAGCGUACGUCGGCCGCUGCACUGCUCCGGUCGUCGUGUGCUGGAAUCGACUCCACACAGUCACAUUGCUCGUGAAACAACACCCGCGGAAAUGAAAGUCCAAUCGUUUGGCCGCCCCAUUAGUUGUCUGCAGCUGCACCAGCGACUGAAGGGGGGCGUCAAUGAAGAUCGGAUCAAUCGCCUGGAGUAUGGCUCGUGUGGGGAUCCAUGGGACAAGCGCCGCUGCGUCAGGCUGGACCGACAGCGCCAGCUGGAAGGUCCCCCGCCGUGCUGCAGAGAUGUCGCACCGGCCGUGGGUCGAGUUGAGUCGAUUAGCGAGGGUGAUUGAGCCAGGCACCGGGGGCUCGCCUCCAUUGGGAUCGACAGUGUCGCUGAGUAUCCACCCGCAGUGCAGGGGAUCUCCCCUCAGCCAGGGAGUCGACUGUGCGAAGGUGUCGGCAAGAUGGAAGACGACCUCAGCGCUGCUGCCGUCGGCGAGGAUGACCGGCGGCAGCCACUCCUCCACCUGCGGGUCGUCGUACAGCCACAGGCUGAGUCCCGUGCUGAUGGUCUCGUAGCCGUCUUCGUGGAAGGUGAGCGAGAGAGGGAUGGCCUGGAGUAAAAGACAGACACAUCGUCCAAUCAACUUCCACUCUUCUCUCUCUCUUUCUAUUUUACCUACCUGGUUGGUGGGCAUCGGCCCCGCCGCAGUCGUGUAAAUGACGUCGGACUCUUUCAGGUUGCACACCACCUCCUCAGCCGAUAUCAUUGUGGCGCCCACCUUCACCGUCAUGCCACCCGCAUCCAGCAGACACGCCGCGUACACCACACCCACAGGCAUGCCUUCACCUGCCACAAUGGCUGAAUAGCCACCACGCCGUGAGCCGCUGGCAGGGCUGAUGGACGUGACGGAGGGCUGCUGGCGCACCCAAAGCGGCAGCAGACCAGACGACGAGAGGUUCGGGAGCGGCCCAUGGAUGAGCUCGAUCGGUGCCGUCGGCUGUGAGGUGGAGGGGAGAGCGAGGUCCGUCGCAAAGUCGCCUGCAGCAGCAGGUGAGGCCAGGCCGAGGUAGAGACGUGCCGGCGUGCCGCUCUCGAUGCUGCCCAGAGGAAGGACCGACCGCGGUGGAAAGGGGCAGAGGACCGCCACUUGGCUUAACACCAACGAUCUCGCACGGUAGGCCACACCAGAUGCCACCGAUGGGGUGUCGAACCACACGCACACGGGGUCUGACUCAGCCCCGAUGGGGAGAUUGGCGGCAUCGACAAACACCGGUGCAACGCUGCCGUCAUCCUCUUGUGCGGAAGUGGGUAGGAAGCGCCAUGAAGGCAGCAGCCUCAGUAGAAGAGUCCCGUCUGCUUUCUCGCGGUAGGCGACCUCAACACCAUCAGACGUCAGCCGUCGCCGCACCGGACGAGGGGACUCGGUGACGAGGUCUUCCACAAACAGCACGUCCCCCCACAAGCCCCGAGAGAUGCGCUUCUUGGACAGCGGCGGCAGCGCACAGGUGAAGUUCAGCAGGUGUGAAGGCCCCACAGGCGACACCUGAGCCGGAUACACGUCAAUCUUGGCGCCAAUAAGGCGGCAGAUGGGCGACAAUGGCUGCUCGCGAAUGUUUGCAACGGACACCUCGACUGUGAACCCGCUGUGGCUCCCUGCUGCUGGCAUGAGAGACGUCACUUGCGGGGCAUCGCCGUAUAUGAACGCCGUUGCUUCCACGGACUCAAUGAGGUUCGCGAACACCCUCAGGGGGGUCGAGAAGGGCGUGGCUGUCGCUGUAUCAAGAGCAGGGCAGGUGCAGUGGAUCUCUGAAGUCGCCACGUACUCCCCAGCCACAAAAUGCGUCCCAAACUGGCAGCCGAGGUGGGGCGCGUAGGUGAAUCCGCUUCCCGUGAUGCGCACCUCCCAACCACCAGCAGAGCUGCACCAGUUGGGCUCCACUGCCUGGACGACGGGGCGGCUGACGAGCGUCAUGGAUGCCUUAUUCGAUGACAGCCACUGCCGUCCAUUGUGAGACACCUGGGGCUGAAAGGAGUCGCCAACUGCUCCGAGAGUCGUUCCCGACGCCGGGUAGCAAAGAACUGCCGUCCACGAGACCCACAGCGCCACACCCGGCACAUCGGCACCAAAGCGGCAUUGGAGUGUCGUCAGGUUGAGGAAGGGGCCGCCGUGGAUGGUGACGGGUAGGUUGGUGUCGUAGAUAAGAUGAGAAGGCGACACACCUGUUACACGCGCGUUGAGAGGCGGCAAUGUGACCAUAAGCGGGGGGUUUGUGAAGACCUCUCCUCUGCCGUCCAGGCUCAUAUCGACCGUGACAGUGGCCGCCACCCCCUCGAACACGCGCCAUCCGUUGUCGCUGAGAAGGGGCAACGCCAACAGAGAGCUGUCCGCCGCCACCACAAACGAACACAGGACCUCACCCUGGGAGACGACGGUGAUGUUGCUGCUAGUCAGCCUCGGCAAGGCAUCGGCAAGAUAGCCGUCAGGGAGUGACGACAAGAAAACGUCUCCUGGGCGCCAGCUGUCGCUCAUUGGACUCAGGCGACACGUGAACCCCUGGCUGCCGCUCACGGGGGUCGAUGCAUUGCCGGGCUCCACAGCCACAAGCACGGCCAGAAGGAGAGUGUCGUCGGGCAGGAUCUCGUACUGAUGGACACUCAGACCGGUCGCUCGCGGAACAUCGACAAUGGUGACAUCGAAUGGGGUGGGGUGAGACUGCUGGCCGUCGAUGGACAGGCUUAGAGGAAGAGCCGUGGCAGCGGUGGCGGUGGGCGGGGUGCUGCACAUGAGGGUGGUCGUGUUGACGAACAGGGCGGGAAGCCGCCACUUGCCAUCGAACGCGCAAGCCGUGUACGGGGAGGGUGCGAAUGACAGACCCGUGAGCAUGACGGUCGUCUCAGAUGCCGCCUGCACGAGCAACAAGCAAGCAAAGAAGCAAACAAUUUGCAAUGAAUCGACGACGCCAUUCUUUCGUUUGUUCACCGCAAUGUUGCGAGGGCGAACUUCAGUCACAACCGGGACGUCGACAUAGUGGAACCUCAGUCUCACAUCCUCGCGCCAUGUCCACCCUCCGUCUUCAGACAGCCACACGAAAGCCUCUGUAACGUCGCUGCCCAGCGCAGCCGCAGCAGGUGCGUCGCAUCGCCACAUUGUGUCAUUCAGACGAACGAUCGCCGUCACGUACACAUCUGCCUCGGGACCCUCUCUCUCUGCAAGAGGCGGCACGGUGCGGUCGGUUGCAGUGAAAGCACAUCGGAGAGCAUCCCCAAGCGAAGCGAGGCCUCUCCCCUCCCACAUCAGAAUUCGUGUGCCGCCUGUCUUCGGUCCAUAAUGUGGCGAAUAGGCCACUUCACCGGUCGGCCGUGAGAUCCCGAGGGCACCGGCGUGGUAGCCAGCUGAGGGCCACACAACGGGAACGGCCCUCCACACAUCAGUCGUCAUAAAGGUGGCAUUGCUGACGGUCUCGUCGAAUGCGUGGGUGGGAUCGUCGCAGGUGACUCCAGCAUGGAAUCGGUGCCCUCCCUCCCCGCCACUGGCGAUGGGCACUCCAGUGGUCAUGUCGCCGAAUGAGCAUGUGAUGGACGUCAGCCCGCCUGCCGGUGUCCUCUCUUCCGACGAAGUGCCCAUUGUCACAAUUCCACCCACAUUCGUGACGUCUCCACGCUGCAUCAGCGACUGCGCAUUCGGGACGUCGGCACUGACCAGCACGCACAGAGGAGACACACAGGUCAGUUCAUCGCUCGCUGGUGGGUCCAGGACGAAGGUGGUGCUGUAUGACGACCGGUAAGACGCCGCACUGGGCCCAUCAGCCCUCAUAAGACGCCCCCCUGCCGGCAGAGCUGGAACAACCGUCGCUGGCUCAAGUAGUACAUCGAGCUUCAGUGCAUUGCUGGCGGGAUGGGGCGGGUCGUCGGAAUAGACUUCCACAUCCCACUGGGACGGCCGGGUGGUCGACAGCACGACGGACGGCAGCUCACACACGAGAGUGUGGUAGUGCACCGACAGGGCUAGAACAGAGGCGCUGGUGGCCGCCGUAGUGGUGAGAGUGAACUUGCAGCGCCAUGGUACCGACAGAGGAAACGCCGCACCAGAGACCUCUAUGCGCGCCGGGACCGAAGUUGCGGCAGCUGCACGGAUGGUUCGGGGCUUCAAGGCCACGAUGUAAGCCGCCAUCCCCCCUCCCGUCCCCCCAAGUCCGCCCAGCCACCGCACCGAAUGUUCAAACGUGUCAGAAACGACAGUUGUCGUCGCAGUUUGAGGCCCCACUCCUCUGAGCACCGUCCCUGGCUGGCCGGCCGACCAUGCGAGCAGGACUGGCAGACGCGCGGAAGAUUUGAGAGCGGCCGACGCUUGGCCCGUCCGCCAUGCGAUGGGGAUGGGGCAGCGGACGGUCGUGUCGCUCUCGACGGUUGCGUGCUGCCACUCCGGUGCUGGGUCGGUCCACGCGAAGCCGAUGAUGCACCACGCGGCUGCCCCAAUGGUGGUGGGGAAGUUCUGGCCGGUGAUGGCGAUGUGACUCGUUCCUUCACCGAUAGCAGGAGGCGACACACCGUCAGCGAGAGGCCGCGGCAGCACCGUCUGCUGGGGACCCACAGGCGCCGUCACGUCAGUAGUGGCCACGUGGGUCGCGAUGACGAGUGACGCAGGCGAGAGGACCACCCGCAGAUCACCGGUGUGUGUCCAUGCGGGCGGCAGCCGCUGCAGGCACCGAUAAGUGCCAUCGCCCUGCAGCCAUGCCAGCGAUGGGGCCGGCUGGGAUGAUGGGAUGGCCGUCGGAUCAUCGUGUGCGGGCGAUGACUGAUUGUUUGCGAGCAGCCAGCAGAUGGAGGGGUUGGUGAGGCCCGUCGCCGUGACCGGGAUGGGGAUGUUGGUGGCCUCCAGCAGCGGUAUGGCCAGGGGGGCUGACGUCACUUGCCGCGUGGCAGAGGCCACAGACACAUCCAGAGAACUGUCGGGGUGGGUCAGACCGCCAUCGAAGGACACCGUCACCUCCCAAUAAGAUGAAUCUGAAUCGUAUAAUUAAUGCACACACAUAAGCACAUUCACAUGCUCUACACGAGGACCCCUAUGAGACGUGUGCCCACCUGUGAGCGUGUCGGUCCAUGUUGGCACUGUGCACGCGAUCCUUGUCGCACCCUGCCUCCGGGCUACCACGUUGUGUGUCGAUGCCGCGCCAGGCAUCGACCGAAACCGACACAUGACCGUCGUGUACGAGUCGUCAUGGGCGUCUCCCCCCUUGCCCAUCGACGGCAGAGAAGUCACCAUCACAUCUGGCGAAACGAAGAACGACAAAGACCAGAAUCGUACCCACGUGGAUCACUGUGCAUGCCGUCUGUAUACACCUUACCGAUUGUGUCUCCGCCGGCUGCAGCCACGGUCAGAGGCGUCACAGCGAUGUUGCGGGCUGAGGGAAGCCCUUGACGGUGAGGCGAAGACAAUGACGCCACAGAGGGGACCCUAAACAGGACACCGCACACACACGGAUGCAUGCGUGUGACAAUCUACACGUGGUGUCACGUCGUACCAGACGUCGGGUUUGAGCAUUGCGACCAGUACACACACGGGGGAGCGAGGCGGACACUGACCCCCGGCGACCAAAACCUGACACAAACACACAGUCGACGCAGCGAAUCCAUGUACUCCCGGUGCCGUGCUCUAUCUAUGUCGACACCUCUGCAUCUCCCGUGCGCGGGUCGACAAUGGCCAUGGCGGGCGAUUCCACAUACAUCUGCGAUGCGGUCCCUGUCAGGGGCUCAAAACAUGACGAAGCCGGCGGGGGGCACGACAGCCUCGUGGCGUUGACCACACUGCCCACGGUCCAGCACUCCUCUCGAUGGCUCCACCGGCACUGGAGUGUAGCGGCACGUGGCGGAGUAUCGGCUGCAGAAACCAGACCACGAAUCUGCAUUUGAUGCCCUUUUGCCUGGUGGUUGUCUCGUCAGCUACCCACCUUGGUAUAUGGCCAUGAUGUCGCCGAUCUUGUCGAAUCCCUCCCCCACCAGUGCGAUGGGAUAGCUAUGUACAGGCACCCACCCACCCCCACUGCCGCCCUCCUCCAUUAUCAACACCGAGGGCCGCAGCUCCGACACUGUCAGGUCGCCUCCCAAUAUCAACACACGCGACCUCUCCGGGCUGCCCCAGGCACUGCUCCAGUGCUGCCCGCCGUCCAGAGACACCGAUACCUCAUGCAGACCGCCGUACGAAGAGCUCGAUAGCGUGACACUCGUGUCGCCUUCAACUUCGCACAGGACCUCCACAGUUGCAGCUGUCAGACCCUGUGAGCGAUCAAGUGUCGACAGGCCGCCGGCAACAACUAGUUCUGUCCCCACCCGACACUUGACAUUCCUUGCUGCCCGAGCCAGUGACAUGGCCGGCCCCUCAGCGCCGACCCAAGGGAAUAGCUCGCCCACUGUCUCCUUCACCUUCACUCGCAGAACGGCCGCCCCGCCCCUCUGUGUCCGCCGAGCCAGAUGCGCAAAGGAGGGCGGCAUAAUGAGCCACCGUGGGUCAACGUGAGUCGUCCUGGGCGGAGAGUCGACCACCGGCAGCUUCCUUGGCGCCAUGACAAAGGGCCCUGCCUCAGCGAGAGCCACACCCACAUCAUGCUGCCCAACCGGGAGAGUGGUGGGUGUGCGGCAUAGCACUGCAGAGUCGUUGGCGUAGGUGGGCGUGACGGCGCCAUGGCCCUCGAACCAGCAAAAGGAUGAAGCAGGGAUGGGAAACGCGCCCGUGACGGUCAGCAGUGAGGAUGUGGACACGUAGAGGAGCGAUGGGCGGAAGGAGUGGACCACCACGGGUGUGUGAGCUAGCAGCGGAAGGAAGGAUGUGCGAUGGGUGGCGAUGAGGUUGCUGGCGGGACCCGUCGAGAAGGCCGCCAGGGACACGUACACCGUGCAGAAGGAUGGAUGGGAACCAGACAAACAACGGGGCAGCUGAACAGAUACACACGGACGGAGGGAUGAGGCUGCUAAACGGAUGUUUCCUCCCCCCUCAUAUCCCGCGUACCGGCGGCACGAGGCACCGAAAGACGACACUCGUCACUGCGGUUGCGGUCGCGCUGCGAUAGCUGCCCACACGAUUUCCCUCGAACUCGCAGCUGACAUCCAGACCAAGCAGCGGGAGGCCAUUAUCCACCUUCAUAUGCACCGUAGCUCCGCCCACCCACGGCACCACCCUCGGCGACACUGCCACCAGGCGAGGCAGAGAGGCCAGUCCAGCCGUCCCCUGGUCGGUCUGCGCCACAUCCACAGUGACAGACUGACCCACCGCGGCCAACAGACGAUCAGCAUCGACACCGCUGUCAUCAGUCGCCGCGUACUCGAUGAGGAUGACAUCAUAGCCCUCAUAUGUGUGGCAUCUCGUGUAAGUGAGUGUGGCGAGGGCGGCCGACGCACUCGUGAAUGGGCCGAAGACCGUCGUCGUGCCGUUGAGUGCCGUGUCGAUAGAGAGGCCAGCCACUGGAGUGACAGUCACAUCGCCGUGGAAGGCCCGAACACGGGCGGCCAGAUGAGUGGUCCCGCUGCCCUCUAUGCCCACAUUCGUCACCUCUGUGACGCGACAAGAGGACGAAAGCGCCCCGGGGAUGCUCAGACACGUCCAGAGAGUGGCACAUGCAACCACCAGGAUGAAAGAUACAUGGCGCCUGCUGCUUGUCGUACAUGAUGAAUCGGAUCCACCA
This is a messenger RNA of Vitrella brassicaformis, 32392 nucleotides long. NCBI's taxonomy places the organism in Eukaryota, Vitrellaceae. The record is from the annotation of a GenBank genome assembly.